Molecule: messenger RNA, 702 nt
Organism: Linum trigynum
Lineage: Eukaryota; Viridiplantae; Streptophyta; Magnoliopsida; Malpighiales; Linaceae
Source: the annotation of a GenBank genome assembly
GGAGUCUUCAUCGCCAUCUAUUUCUUUAUCGUACAGCCGCUGAGCCCCGGUGAAUCCAAUGGAGAGCAACCCUAUUUUGUCGAACACCCAGACCCCGACGACGACGACGAAGAAGAAAGGCCCGAUGGAGGAGACGAAGUGCCAUCCUACGUUCAGAGAAGCAUACACCGAAUACGAAGAAAGACCCGAUGGAGACAGAAUGCCACGCUAUACUGUCGAAGAAGCUUACAGCGAAGACGAAGAGCCAUCCACCGAAGAGGUAGAACCAUCCGCCAUAGAGCAGCCUCAAGAUUCGGUCUCUGUUUCUGCCGGCCAGGGAUUGAUCGGCGCCGAAGGAUCUAUGACGGCGGCCGAUACGUUGGAAGGACAAUUACAGCAGCCAAUUGGGAAUCCUAACAACGAGGAACAAGAUCCGGAGCGUCAGUUCUUGAAGCUACCGGAGGAGCGGGCGAUGCCGGAUAUAGCAGAGGGACGGAGCGGCAGCGUCGUGAUAACUGGGAAUCAGAAUACAACUUGUAAACUCAAAAUAUGAGAUGAAAUGACCUAGAGUCAAGAACGGAUUGUUUUUUAUGACUCUCUUGAAAUUGAAGGAAAAAGACACUUUUAUUCAAAUCGCAAAUUCGGUACAAAGAAACCUAGCCAAAGCCAAGUAACUUGGCUCUUUCGACGAACAGAAACACUCAAUAUACUCACUUCUCAAGA